Messenger RNA from Ichthyophthirius multifiliis, 969 nucleotides. RefSeq lists its product as hypothetical. The transcript has 2 exons. The record is from RefSeq and is a predicted model, not a curated record. NCBI's taxonomy places the organism in Eukaryota, Ciliophora, Oligohymenophorea, Hymenostomatida.
AUGAAAACAAUAUUAAUAUUAUUAGUUUUAUAUAUAGCAAAAUCUUUAUAAUAAGAAACAUCUAAAAAUAGAUGUUUCGAACAUUUAAAAUUAUCAUCUACAGAAAUAAAUAUAAUUAACUAAAUAAAAGAUUAAAUUACUAAAAAUUAUAAAUUUUCUACUGAUUGUUUAGAAAUAUUAGUAUAAAGAGGUUUUUACAAAUCAGCAUUAGUACUUUUUGAAGAUUAUUUUUUAACAAAUAAAAUUGAUUUACAUGAAAAUAUGCAUAAGGUUAUCACUUCCUAAAAAAAGAAUUUGGACAAAUUUGUUACCUUACUUUGGAGUUCACGUUCUUAAGUAUAAUAAAUUGAACCAAUAAUGAAAUGGGCUCAAAACGAAAACUUUAUUUUUAUACAUUUAAAACUAAGUAUGAGACCUGAUUCUCCUUCAUGUGUACAUUGUAAAGUCGAAAAAUCAGAAUUUACUAAUUCAACUUUGUAUAUGAGCUCUUUUGGUAUAUUUUCUCAUUAACCAUUGAGAUUUAUUUUGAAUUUAGAUCUUUAUGGCGAAAUUAAUCCUCAAUUAUCUUCUAUAUAGGAAGAUUCUGUAGGAACUUUAGUCAUAACAAGAAUUUUUAAAUAAAAAUAAAAAAAAAUUUGGUUACGAUUAGAGAAAAUAGAAAGAAAAAAAGAUAUUCCUAUUUGGUGGUCUAUGAGAGAUUAGCAUAAAAUAGAUAUGGAUGUGUGGGAUAAAAUGAUUGAAAAUGACAGGGAAGAAAAGAAAAAAAAAAAGAAAAAAAAUGAAAAAGAAAAACUUGAUAGCGAGCAUUUAGAUAAUUAAGGUGAUGGCGAAGCACAAUAGCAAUAAAAUGAUAUUUAAGAAUAAGAUAAUGUUUAGGAAGCUAAUUAAGUUAAUGAUAAUAUUCGAAAAGAAUAGAAUAAUAAUGAAUAGUAAUUAUUAGGUAAUUAAGAAAAUAAAGAAGAAUUAUGA